This is a messenger RNA of Sodiomyces alkalinus F11, 1537 nucleotides long. Its product is annotated as phosphatases II. The transcript has a single exon. The record is from RefSeq and is a predicted model, not a curated record. Lineage: Eukaryota; Fungi; Ascomycota; Sordariomycetes; Glomerellales; Plectosphaerellaceae. Gene Ontology annotation, biological process: negative regulation of protein binding; regulation of ERK1 and ERK2 cascade; negative regulation of SCF-dependent proteasomal ubiquitin-dependent catabolic process. Gene Ontology annotation, cellular component: cytoplasm; nucleoplasm. The coding region runs from base 196 to 1200 and encodes 334 amino acids. Gene Ontology annotation, molecular function: F-box domain binding; protein tyrosine/serine/threonine phosphatase activity.
AUACGAUGUACCUACGUUUUUCUACCUACCUUAUGUUUUGCUGAUGAUGUCGUGUAAUUAAUUGGUCCCGUGGUUGCCUGUUAAUAAUUCUCUCCCAACACGUUUCGCUCAUCUCAAGCAGUUUGCUCAACAGAACAACUAUUCGUACUUUCUUUCCUCUUCUGGUUCCUUCCUGCCUCCUGCCUCCUGCCUGCAAUGCAACAGCUCAUAUCUCCAGGCAUCUCCUCUGCGACGGCUACGGCGCCGUAUACGCAGAGGCCACCCAGUCCACCUCACAUCCACAUACCUCUCUAUACAUAUCGGGACAUGAUAUUCCUACCGUCAAACGCCAAUCUUGCGGCCCUAGGCCUCACGCAAGAUGACAUGUCCGUCAUAACGGACGGCUACACGCCUCAAAUGGCAGACAAUGAUCCCACCGUCUCCUGGUCAUAUGAAAGCCGCCGCAGCGCUCAGCGCAUUCUCGAUUGGCUCUACCUUGGACCGUCAUCCGCUGCCCGCGACCUCGAUUUUCUUAAGAAGGAGGAAAUCACCAUGGUCCUCGCCAUCCGCUACGCCGUCGACGGCUGCGCCCGCGCCAUGUCCUUCCUCAACGUAGGGUUCACGCCCGCGACGCGGGACCUCGGCAUCGCGGUCGAAUGCGUCGAAGUGAAGAGCGCCCACCACCUCGCCGCGGCGUUCCCUGCCAUCAUCCGCAAGAUCAACGACCACAUCCUCGCCUUCCACCGCCAGCCUGACAUGGGGCCUAUUGCACCCCCGGGCGGUGUCUCGGCGCGCCCCUCCCGCGGCCGGGUCCUCGUCGUCUGCGAGACGGGCAAUGAGCGCUCCGGAACGGUCGUGGCGGCCUAUCUCAUGGCCAUGUUCAACGUCGGGGUCGUCGAGGCGAUUUGCUUUCUCAACAUUCACCGCCUUUCCGCCUCCUUGACGGCGGAGCCGAAGCACUUGCUUACCGCUUGGGAGGAUAUCCUCAAGGCCGAGAGAGUGGUUUCUGCGUCGCAACUAGACAUCCAGCAGCGCGGUUCUUCCGGUACUGCUUCCGCUUCCGUCUCGCGGAAGCGGAGUAUCGGAGCUACCUUUGACGACGAUGAGGAUGUUGCUAUGCAGGAGAACCAGCUGGCGACGCAGGACGACCGCCAGAGAUUCGGUUGCAGAACUUUCACGCCUUUUGCCGACACUAGCGACGAUAACAUGGCCAUGAUGUGAAGGGCUUUUUGGCCCACUCGUCUGUAUUAAUGACUUUCCCCAAAAUGGGUUUACUAUGACCAUUAUGACGAAGGAGCAGGGCGUGAUUCGGAGUCGUCAAGGCAUUGCUUUUUUUGCUAUUAGCAAAGGUUUUCUUUUUCUUUUGUUCCUUUCUCUUUUGCUAGGAGUUGGACGGAUGGAAUAUGAUAGUCGGAUUCCGGUAUUGAAAACGAAUUAAUGCCUGAUAACGGACGGCUUGCGGUGAUACCCGACUUCGCUACAACAGCAUUGCACUGCAUCCUCUAGAGUAUCGUAUUUGGCUUUUUAGAAGGUAGCUGCCACGGGUAACCAUAAUCAU